UCCCAAACUAUUCCAGUGAAUAACACAGCACAAAGAUCCUUUCCCCAUUGUCCAGAUAAUGAAACUGAGGCACAAAAAGGCUAAUGGACUUCCCCAAUUAAUUAUUCCUGUUGUCAGUGAAGCAGUGAGUAGAAUGCAGACCUCCUGGUCAAGAACCAAAUAUUCAUUUAUUGUAACAAAUAUGUUAAUAACCCAGGUUCCAUGUUUUCCUUAUUAAAAAAACAAAUGCUCUUCAGCUGAAGCUGUGUCAACAAAAAUAUUUAUCUCCAGAUUGCCUGCAAAAUGUUUCAAAGUGUGGAACAAUUUUUCUUCAAAAGCCAACCAAAUGGAAGCAAAUGAAAGAUAGUUUUACAAGCAGAAGUAUGACUAUUUUGCCAAUUUAUUAGAAAGUCUAGCAUAUCAACUAGGUAAAUAAUACCUACAUUCUAGGAGUUUCCCUUUCUUUGUGAUAAAUUGUCUAAUCACUAACUUUCGGAAAUCUUUUAGCAAAUUACUUGAAAAGGUUAUUCUUGAAUGGAUAUAGGGUUUGUUUUGUUUUGAUUUUGCCUCAAAUAUAUGCUGGUGAAGGAUUUAAUAAUUUUCUCCUUAGCUUAGGUUAUGCUUUAAAAGCAGUUCUAAGUUAUUUUUUAAUCCUUCGUUGCUAAGUUUUAUUGUGAUUUAGUUUACCUCUUUGUCUAGUACUAUACACUUGUGGUUUUGAAGAAUCUAAAUACCGCAGGCACUUAAGAAUUUCUGUAAGCCAUAAUUGUAUGACUAACCUGGCUCAAUGUUAAAGUUAGAUUUUUUUUCUAAUUUAUAUUGAGCUAAAGAGAAUCAUCUUGGGGUGUCAUUUAUUUAUAUACCCUUUUUAGCUAAAGCAUGAUCUCAUGAAAUGUUUACACCUUAACAGUUCUUUUCAAAAUCAAACAUGAAUAUUGGCAGCUUUAAUCUAGUUAGGUUUUAGGGAAUAAUUUCUUUGAAAGAAAUGAUUAUUCCUCACUGACUUUGGAUAAACUAUCUUCAUGUUUAUUCACAUUGAUCUUGUUUCUGGUGUGAAUCCUGCAUGGAUUUUAGGUACUAGCCAGAGAGAAGAUUACUAUCCUACAUUCAGUGAAUGAGUAGAUCCAGAAGCCACAUAGAUGCUUCCUGAAGAGAAAAAUUGGUGUCUAAAAAUAUUGAAUAUUUGUUUUCAUCAAGGCUCAAGGGGAGAACAUUAUGAAUCUUUAAAAUAUGACUUGCCAUUUGUUGUCCUCUUGACUGUAUGUGGCAUAUGUGGCAAACCCUCUGAGUUAGGACUGUGGAGCAUACCAAAGUCAUGCAGUUCUUCAGAGUUCAUGUGUACUUCGAUUUUUGUUUCAAAUAUUGUUCAAACUAUUAUUCAGUAUCCAAAGGUUACAUAGAGCCCAGUAGUUUAGAAUUGUUUUUAAAAAAAUUUUUCCUGCACUAACUGCUUUAAAAAAUUAUUUCUCCAGAGAGAUUUUAGGAUUUCAAGUAAGUUUGUGUUCAGUUUAGUUAACUGAAUACAGAAUUUUACCAUGCCAACCAGUAGGUUUUUUUUUAAUAAUCAAAGAAUAGGUCUGUUUUUUAACUGUCUCUCCUGGGUCUGGGACAGGAGAGGCCCUGUGGUUUAUCUGUGUUCACAUGGUGGCAGAGCAUAGAGAGGAGGUAGAUGACGAUUCUAAAGACUCCAAAAUAACCACAGGGCAAGCAGGUACACUGUACCAUUGGAUUGACUGAAAUCUGAGUACAUUUCGGAGUUGAGUAAUUCCUAACAGAUACUGGCCUGCGUGCUGUGAUUUAUCCCACCUGUGAAUUCCUGUGAUCUGCCUGGAAACUUGGUUUGGUGUAAUUUGCUCUUUGCCCCUUGCUGACGAAGAAAAUCAUGUAAGCAGAGCAGCUGUUUUGCAUGUAUGUGUGCUUUUUAUGUUGGCUUCACACCUUACCCUUUUCUAUUUUGAUGCUCUCCCAUGGAUCUUCUAAGUGUCAGAUAUACAUUAGAUUGUGCCCAUGAUAAUAAAAAUAUAUAUAUUUUUAAUGUACUCAACACAUUUAUAAUUUGACACACCUGGAGGCAUCAUCUAAUGUAGUAUAUACCUUUGUGGUUACUAUAUUUAAGAUUUGUUGGGUUAGGUAUCUUUUAAUUUAGGACAUAACAGCUAAGUAUUUGAGCAAACAUUUACUUCACAUGUCACAGAAAUUAAUGUUUUUGCAUAUUGUAUGUCAAUUAUUUACAGAAUUUGCACUUUUAUACCUCUGCCAACUGAAGUGAAAAGACCACACGUAUCUGAUUUUUAAAAUACACAUAUGUGUGUGUGUGUGUGUGUAUGUACAUGUAUGUAUAUUCUUUUGCUGUAUAACUGUCCUAGUUGCUUGUGUCCUUAAGCAAAUUGUGGUGGCAAGUAUUCAGGUAUGGCUGUGCAUCCAUGGAGAUACACAUUCAGAGUCAUAAUGUGCUGUUUGGUACUAUUAUUUUUUGAUGGGGGGAUCCUAUUGGUGUAUUUUGUAGGAAAAAUAUUAAGCCCAGAUCAUCCCAAGAAGUCAUAGUAGAGGGAAGAGAUUCAGUAACUAGGGGGAAGAAACAGAUAAAGAGAAAAGGACAGAGAGCAAGCAAGUGGCAAGUGGGUCCCUCAAAGAUGUGCCCCUUCAGUAAAUGCAAAAAACUCACCCAGUGCGCCUUGUAAUUAACUUUCUUGUGGAAACUAGCAAGACGCCUGAGCUCCCGCCCCUACUUGACUCAGGAUUUGUAACCCAGGUGAGCUUUACUACAGGCACAGAGGUGACAAACAGCAUGUGGGUUCAGGCCCAGUCUUUCUUACAGAGUCUAAUGGGAAAGAAAUAGUAAGAUGAGAUAGUAAUAGAGGUCACACCAAGAACCUUGGACUUAUAUAAUGUAAGGAUUUGGGAGUAACGGGGAACAAAGUAGAUUUGCAUUUUACUUAGAGCCGUACUGACUGAAAGGGAGAUGAACGUUAAGGACAAGGAGACUAUAAAACUACAUCAAAUUGUUAGAGGUCUAGAAAUCAAAGCAGCAAAUAGUGGCUUGAAAAUUUUUCAUUAAAUGUUUUCACUGUAAGUUGACAUUUCAGAGGUUCUUGGCUAAAACAGUCACUGAAGAAAUAUGGGAAGAGUAAAGGACUUGCUUUCUGAGUCACAUGUGAGUUACAGUGCGUAACAUUUUAAUAGGUGCUCGAGAUGACCCACCAAGGUUACUUAAGUUACACAAGCAUAAAUGCCUCUAAUUCCAAAAGACCCCGUAAGUGGCUGCUCUCAUGUUUGUGCUUGGGUUUUUAGUAGCUCAGUUUUAUUACACCUCUGAUAGUUGAAGUAUAUUCUAAACCAAGCAUCAGAAGUCAUGACGACCUCAUUUUCUCACUUUUGUUCACUACCAAAGUGAGGCUGCAGGCGAUGACAAAGGACAAAAAAAGAAUUACCAUCUGUGGACCCGUUUUAAGAGCAUUUAUCUUUUACUUUUAAAAGGUAAUCUUCAUGAGAAAAGGGGUCUUGGCUGCCACAUAAUGGGCACUCAGUAAUUAUUAAAUGGAUUAAUCCAUUUAACCCUGUGCUUAGAAAAUACUGUGUGCAGCAUAGAUGAAGACCGGAUCUCACCAUUGCUGCUUCCUGCAAAAUGCUCUGGAAGCCAUUUUCUGAUUUAAAGAGAGGUUUUUGUUUUUGUUAGGUGUAUAUAUGCCCUGAUGAUACUACUUAAUGUUGAUUUACAGUGGUUCUUGUUUUUUGAACUUGAAAAUGGGGUUACAAUGAAGGCUGCUUGGAAUCUGAUGAUUGUGAUUACGGUGUUGAUACCCAGUACACGCAGGCGCGCCGGAAGGGGUGAAAGGUGGAUGAGUCAGCGUGCCCUCACUUCGGUAAAGUGGAGCUGAAGUUGGUGCACUCGACCCGCAGCCUGACGGUUUGGUUCGGGAGCACAGGUUGAGAUUAUAGACAUCCUGCCAAAAUGAUCUCUCCAAAGUCCAGACUUAUCAUACCUUAUGGACUCACGACUCUGCUGGAGGGAGUUAGCAGAGCUAUUCUUAAGACCAAUCCACCAAACAUCACCCAGUUCGCAGAAGUUUAUUUUAAAGAACUUGCUGUAUUUAGAGAAGAGAAUACUUCUCUGGAUAUACAAGAUCUGGUUAAAAAGUUUCACCAGACUACAGUAGAGAGAUGGUCAGAAGGAACCACACAAAAGAAGAAACCAAACGGUGUAAAAGAACCGGAAAGAACAUCUGUAGUUUCCCAUGAACCUAAACGGUUGGAAAAAUCUACAGACACAGAGGAGAACAACGUAACCAGGCCACAAUGUAGUGAUAAAACCACCCAGUUCCCAUCAGUCCAUGCUGAGCUGCUCUCGGAGCCUGAGGCAGCAGCUGACGCAGCUUGUGGUCCGAAGCCAUCCACCCUGAAGAUCACUAUUCCCCCCCCAUCACCACCACCACUAACUCUCUCACCAGAGUUUGCCUACGUGCCAGCCGACCCAGCUCAGUUUGCUGCUCAGAUGUUAGGUAAAGUUGCAUCUACUCAUUCUGAUUCAUCUGACAUUUUAAUGGUGGAUGUGGCUACAAGUAUGCCUGUUUUAUCCGAGGAGGCGCUGGGCUCAGAGGCUGAAGAUCACACGGUUGCCGCUCCAAUUGCGUGUUCUGGAAAGGUGGUUGGGGGGGUUAUGAGCCAAACAUCUGUCCAUAUAGGUUUGGGUUCUGAGCCUAAAGACUAUGAGGGUGCACCACCAACAGCUUCCUCAGUCCCCAUGCAGGAUGAACAAGAACCUCCUGCUUAUGAUCAAGCUCCUAAGGUUCCUUUGCAGGCUGAUAUUGUGGUUACAUCCAUCGUUCAUAUAUCAUCUAUCUCUAACGAUGAGCCUGUGAUUGAAGUUGUUGUUUCUGUUGAACAAAUACCACAACAAAGAGUUGUCCCUUUUACUGAUCACGUUGCUUGUCCUAAAGAACAUGAGCAGUCACCACGAGUUAGUCCCAGACUUGUAGGAGACAAGAUGGCCUCAGGCAUGUCUGAAAAAUCUGUAGGUUCUGCCAAACUUGUACAGUUUGAGGAUACAAAAGGCGAUACCUCAGUAAAUGUGGAGGUGAAAGGCUCCACCACAACAGUAUGCUUGGAAAACUCCCUGCACCUGGAAGUCCCUGGCUCUCCUGGGCAGGAGUCCUGCGAACACGCAGCGUCCCGGGCGCCAGAGGGCGAACCUGUGCUCCCUGGGGAGGCUGCAGGAGCGGCGCGCCCCGCUGCGCCUGUGAGAUCAUCUGGCGGCCCCCCACUUCCUGUUCCAGAAAUGGAACCAGAAUGGGAAACAACACCUGAACCAGUUUUGAUGGAGUCGGCAAUAGCAGCAAGUGAAGCAGGACAACCACCACCAUAUUCUAACAAGUGGACCCUUUACUGUCUAACUGAUAUGAAUCAACAAAGUCGCCCAUCACUGCCACCUGCACCUGGGCCUUUCCCCCAAGCAGUCCUCUAUUUAUCUAAUCCUAAGGAGCCACACUUCCUGCAGCACCCACCCAAAGUCACUUCUCCAGCUUACGUGAUGAUUGAAGACAGCAAGAAGGGCAAUGCCCCGGCACCUUUUAUUCUAGUAGGGUCACAUGUUCAAGAGGCUCCGGACUGGAAACCUCUCCCUGGACAUGCUGUGGUUUCUCAGUCAGAUGCCUUGAAGAGAUAUGCUGUAGUACAAGUACCCAUUGCUGUUCCUGCAGAUCAGAAAUUCCAGAAACAUACCCCAAAUCCCCAGAAUGGCAGUCCUUCUACAAGUGGACAAGAUGUCCCCAGGCCUCAAGGCCCGGUUUUUCUUUCCAUUGCUUUCCCAGUAGGAGAGGUAGCCGAAAAAGGUUCAGGAUCUAGUGACAAACAUACUCCCUUUGGAAGUUAUGGUAUUGCUGGAGAAAUAACUGUGACUACUGCCCAUGUUCACAAAGCAGAAACUCAAAACUGAUGCUGAAAAUGACACUGUUUGAAUCGACAUCCAAGUGAAGCCUGCCACCACAUGUAAUGUGUCAAUAAACUUCAUGCAAGCAAAAAGCCUGUAUUCUUAUUUUGUAAUCUAGGAGAUACACAACAGAACACACAGGUCUUAAAUCUUUUUGGAUGUAGAACACAACAGCAUUUUCCUACUUUUAUAUCUAUAUCAUAAAGAAAACUGCAGCCCCCCCUACAGUGGUGCCCAGUCAGGUACCCCUACUUGAUCGUUCUGUGGUUGGCACCUCACUACAACACC
Molecule: messenger RNA, 6193 nt
Organism: Manis pentadactyla (Chinese pangolin)
Lineage: Eukaryota; Metazoa; Chordata; Mammalia; Pholidota; Manidae
Gene: CABYR
Product: calcium binding tyrosine phosphorylation regulated
Exons: 6
Coding region: 3932-5911 (659 amino acids)
Biological process (GO): sperm capacitation
Cellular component (GO): sperm fibrous sheath; cytoplasm
Molecular function (GO): calcium ion binding
Source: RefSeq, a predicted model, not a curated record